AUGUCUUCCCCUUUUGGCCAGCAGAAUUUUUCCACCAAAAGCGCCGAAGUCACGCCAGCCUCCGAGGAACCCGCCGACCUGAACAAAACAAUCUAUGAAUACAGUGCUGAGGAAGAAAUGGAAGAAGAGGAGAUUGUUGCCCCAGUCGUGUCAUCACCAACAAAGAAUGAGACACCGGAAAAGAGAAUGAUGGGAUUCAAUAUUCAGAAAUCCCCUUCCCAAAAACAACAGGACUACAUCCAAGAACUGCGUCGGACCAUUAUGCGCCAAGGAAAAACGAUAUCAGAUUUGGAAUUUGACAAGGAUCACCUUGAGGAGGAGUUGAAAAGGAAAAAUGAGACAAUUAAGAAUUUGGAGCGAACGGAGAGAAUGGAUGAGGAGCUAGAAGAGGGUGAUGAAGCUGGAAUGAGGGCGGAGCUUAACAAGUUGAAGAAAAAACUGGAAAAGAAGAAGAUAGAGGCUUUGGAACUAAAGGAUGUCGUGGGUUUCAAGGACAAUGAAAUUGAAAAUCUUCGAAAUGAACUAGCGAAGAAGUUUAAGAGCACCGGUGAAGCCCCGCCCCUUUUCUCAGCUUUUUCGAAACAAAUCGAUGAAGAAGUGACCACUUUUAACAACACCCGCUCCGUUUUCUACAAUGUGAAAGAUGAAUUGGCGCGAACAAAAGAGGAAUUACAGUUUGCGAAUCAACAAAUAUCUAUGAUUAUUGAGACGAAUGAGUUGGAGAAGGCGGAGCUUGUGAGUAGAAAUGAGGAGGAGAAAAAGGGAAUGGAGGAGAGGAUUGAGGAGUUGAAUAAGACGAUUCAGUUGAUGUCGCAGUGGUGA
Caenorhabditis remanei is the source of this 822-nucleotide messenger RNA. RefSeq lists its product as uncharacterized. The coding region runs from base 1 to 822 and encodes 273 amino acids. The transcript has 3 exons. Lineage: Eukaryota; Metazoa; Nematoda; Chromadorea; Rhabditida; Rhabditidae. The record is from RefSeq and is a predicted model, not a curated record.